AGCUAGAUGACCUAAACACAACCACAUUGCCUGUGUAGUUCCAUAUAAAUUUUACAUCAACAACAACAACAAUGUUUACAACCCUUACAACUGUAAGUCGAAAACAAUGGGACGCCAGAGAAUGUAAGCCCAGAAAAAAACUGAACCACCCGGUCAAGAAAGUAAUCAUCCAUAAGACAAAUUCUAAGGAAUGUUAUACUAAUCAUUCCUGUGAGUAUUUAGUUAGAAAACUGCAGAAGUUCCAUAUGAAAAAGGAUAAGAAGGCGGAUAUAAAAUAUAACUUUCUAAUCACAGUCAACAACAAUAUUUACGAGGGCAGAGGCUGGCAGUAUCAAGGAGAACAUACCGAAGGGCUGGACGACCAGAGCAUCGGCAUCGCGUUCCAGAUGCGAUACGGAGACCGUCCACCAGACGCAGAAGAAAUACAGCUGGCAAAAGAUAUAAUUCUAUAUGGAAUAAAAAAAGGCUACAUUGACGAAGAUUUUGAGGUUAUACCUCACAAUGCCCUUUCAGAUGAUAUUGUCUGCCCGGGACUUGUAAUGCUAGAAGAGUUGAUAAAUUUCCCGAAAAAAUUAAAAAGACAAAAGGAAAAGGAGAAAUUAAGAGAACAAUCGGGUUAA
Messenger RNA from Macrosteles quadrilineatus (aster leafhopper), 620 nucleotides. RefSeq names its product peptidoglycan recognition protein 3-like. The coding region runs from base 72 to 620 and encodes 182 amino acids. NCBI's taxonomy places the organism in Eukaryota, Metazoa, Arthropoda, Insecta, Hemiptera, Cicadellidae. Gene Ontology annotation, biological process: peptidoglycan catabolic process. The transcript is spliced from 4 exons. Gene Ontology annotation, molecular function: zinc ion binding; N-acetylmuramoyl-L-alanine amidase activity. The record is from RefSeq and is a predicted model, not a curated record.